Rhincodon typus (whale shark) is the source of this 880-nucleotide messenger RNA. It is a transcript of the gene nkain2, whose product is annotated as sodium/potassium transporting ATPase interacting 2. The transcript is spliced from 7 exons. Gene Ontology annotation, biological process: regulation of sodium ion transport. Bases 97 to 723 code for a protein of 208 amino acids. Lineage: Eukaryota; Metazoa; Chordata; Chondrichthyes; Orectolobiformes; Rhincodontidae. The record is from RefSeq and is a predicted model, not a curated record.
GCCGCGCCGCGGGCGGGAAAGCUGCAGAGAGCCGGAGCCCGCGCCCCUGUUGGACACCCCCCCCUCCCUCCUCUCCCCCUCACAUCAACACCAACCAUGGGCUGCUGCAGCGGCAGGUGUACCCUCAUCUUCAUCUCCAGCCUGCAGCUAGUAUGUGUGUUGGAGAGACAGAUCUUUGAUUUCCUUGGCUACCAAUGGGCACCAAUCCUGGCCAAUUUUUUACACAUCAUCACAGUCAUUUUUGGCCUUUUUGGGACCAUCCAGUUCAGACAACGAUAUGUAAUCAGGUAUGCCAUCUGGAUGGUCCUCUGGGUCACAUGGAAUGUGUUUGUUAUCUGCUUCUACUUGGAGGUUGGAGGCCUUGCAAAGGAUACUGACCUGAUUAUGACUUUUAACAUUUCUAUGCAUCGCUCUUGGUGGAUGGAGAAUGGACCAGGAUGUGCAGUAGCGACUAUAACUGAUACUCCAGAAUGGGUACCGGAGGAUCACCGCUACAUUUAUAUCAGAGGGUGCCUCCUAGAAUACCAGUAUAUAGAGGUGGCACAUAGUUCACUACAAGUUAUCCUUGCACUUCUUGGAUUUGUUUAUGCCUGUUACGUGAUCAAAAUUGUUGCUGAAGAAGAGGACAGCUUUGAUUUCAUUGGAGGAUUUGACUCAUAUGGCUAUCAGGGCCCACAGAAAACAUCUCAUUUACAGUUGCAACCCAUGUACAUGUCAAAAUAAACUGGCAACUGGAUGCCUUAAAAUUCUCCUGACUCGGAACUUUUCACACCUUAAUUUCAAAGAUUCUAAUGGUGAUAACUUUUUAUUGUGCAAUGUGGAGCUUGGCUGACCAUUCUUCAAGUGAUGGCCUGGCCCAGAGUCUUGGAACAACAGAAGA